CACUCUUUCUCACUCUUUCCCUACGCCCUCCGCCACUGCGCUGACACUCGCCAUGUCGGUCAGUCUUCAGUCUGUCGCCGACUUACUCUCGGCAUCUCUAGAUCCUCGACAGAAUCGGCAAGCCGAACAGUCGCUCAAGGCCGAAGAGACGAAACCAGGGUUCUCGCUCGCUCUUCUACAGAUAGUCGCCGCCGACACUUUCCCUCAACAGACGAGACUCGCGAGCGCAUUAUUCUUCAAGAACUUUGUGCGGCGAAAUUGGGUGGACGAAGAUGGCCGCCACAAGCUACCAGACAGCGAAGUCACGACUAUCAAGAGCGAAUUGAUUGGGCUCAUGGUCAGAGUCCCACCCACUAUCCAGGCGCAGCUCGGUGAUGCUAUCAGCGUCAUUGCAGACAGCGAUUUCUGGGAACGAUGGGACACCCUCGUGGACGAUUUGGUCUCGCGACUGACUCCAGACAAUGCCACUGUGAAUAAUGGCGUACUUCAAGUCGCACACUCCAUCUUCAAGCGAUGGGAACCUCUCUAUCGAUCAGACGAGCUUUACACCGAGAUCAACCACGUCCUCUCCAAAUUCGCCGCUCCCUUCCUGCAGCUAUGGCAACACACCGACAGCCAGAUCACUCAGAACCAGAGCAACCCAGAAGUGCUCAAGGCACACUAUGCCACGCUCGACCUGAUCAUGAAGCUCGUCUACGAUCUCUCCACCCACGACAUGCCCCCGCAAUUCGAAGAGUCGCUCGGUGCCAUAUCUGGACUUCUGCACAAAUACCUCACCUACGAAAACGCUGCGCUGAACACGGAUGAUGAUGCCGAAGCAGGUCCAUUAGAGCAUGUAAGAGCUGGCGUGUUCAAGGUCUUGGUGUUGUACACGAGGAAAUACGACGAGGAGUUCAAACCGCACCUGACACAAUUUAUUGGCACGUCAUGGACGCUGCUCACCAACAUCGGCCCCGAAGCAAAGUAUGAUUUGGUCGUCAGCCGAGCGUUGGAAUUCUUGACAAGUGUUGCAAGCAUACGAGAGCAUGCAGAAAACUUCAACAACGCCGACGUUCUAGGUCAAGUCACAGAAAAGGUCGUUAUCCCCAAUCUGUCCUUACGAGAGUCCGACAUCGAGACAUUCGAAGAUGAACCGAUCGAGUACAUCCGACGCGACCUGGAAGGCUCAGAUGAAGACACUCGACGGCGAGCUGCCACCAACUUCUUGCGCAAACUCAUGGAGCAAUUCGAAAAGCUGGUGACCGAUGUGGUCACGCGCUAUGUGAACCACUUCCUGUCCGAAUAUGCCAAGGAUAGGAGCGCGAAUUGGAAGUCCAAAGACACCGCAGUGCACUUGUUCUCCUCCAUUGCUGCGAAAGGGGCCGCCACAGCUGCGAAGGGUGUGCUGAGCGUCAACCCGCAUGUCAACGUGAUCGACUUCUUCCAAACAAAUAUCGCCGAGGACCUGACGAAUGCGAAUGCCGAACCUCUACUCAAGGUGGAUGCUAUCAAGUACCUGUACAUUUUCCGAAGCAUUCUUUCGGCCCAGCAGUGGCAAGCAGCAUUUCCUCUGCUAGUCCAGCACCUCAACUCAUCCAACUACGUCGUCUACACAUACGCAGCCGUUGCCGUGGAUCGAGCACUAUACCUAACCAACGACCAGAAGCAGCCAAUUAUCCCACAAGACCGCAUUCUUCCGCUGUCCAAGGACCUGCUCACACAUCUGUUCAAACUCAUCACCCAGGACACAAAGCCGGAGAAGGUACAAGAGAAUGAAUUCUUGAUGAAGUGUGUCAUGAGAGUGCUCAUCGUCAUUCGAGACGGUCUGAACCAAAUUCUCGACCUCAUACUCUUAAAUCUGGUCAACAUCACCAAGGUCAUUCGACACAACCCUUCAAAUCCAGGAUUCUGCUAUUACCACUUCGAAAGUAUUGGUGCAACGAUUCGGUUCGGUGGACCAGUGCAACCAGACAAGAUUGAGCAGAGUCUGUUCCCAGUCUUUAUGGAAGUCUUGCAAGGCUCAGUCGAAGAGUUCACACCAUACAUCUUCCAGCUGUAUGCACAAAUCGUUGCGACCAAUACUUCACCAACACUCUCCAACAACUUCCAGCAGCUCGUUGCACCUGUGCUCACUCCAAGUAUGUGGGAAAGCAAAGGCAAUGUGCCAGCUUUGACACGCCUCCUUACCACUAUGAUACCCAAAGGAGCCGAGCAAAUGGCUGCUGCAAACCAGACACAAGCCAUUCUCAUCAUCUUCCAAAAGCUCGUCGGCAGUAAAGCUUACGAAGGUCAUGCCAUGGAUCUCAUCGAAGAAGUCGUGAAGAACUUCUCGUCGACGGCGCUGGAGAGUUACUGGGUCGAGAUACUCAAGCUCAUGUUCUAUCGCCUUCAGAACUCCAAGAACGAGCACUUCACUCUGCGCUUCGUGCGCUUUUACCACUUAGUAUCGGCUCUUCAAGACAAGGGACUCGGUGCUGACUUCUUCAUCGCCGUAUCGGACAAGGUGCAAGACAACGUCUUCACGCCCGUCUACACCUCAAUCAUCCUUCCAGAUACACAAAAGCUGGCCCGACCAUACGAUCGCAAGACUGCAUGCAUAUCUCUCACUCGCACACUAGCCGACUCGCAAGCGUUCGCGGAUCGAUACGCCAAACGCGGCUGGACUAUCACUUGCGAAGCACUUCUCAAACUCCUCAUCAACCCACCACUCCCACCUGCAGCCGACGACAACGUCAUCGAAGACCGCGACGUCGACGAGCUCGGCUUUGGAGCAGCUUUCACCCAAUUAAACACCUGCAAGCGUCCUACCCAGGACCCUUGGCCAGAGGUCCAAGAUGUGAAAGCCUGGGUCGGAACGACUCUGCGAGAAGCUGAUCAGAGGCAUUCGGGACGCAUUGGGCGCUUCGUGAACGAGAAACUCGAUGACCAAGGCAAAGCGGCGCUGCAGAGCGUCAUGCAGGGGUGA
This is a messenger RNA of Pseudocercospora fijiensis CIRAD86, 2944 nucleotides long. RefSeq lists its product as uncharacterized. Gene Ontology annotation, molecular function: small GTPase binding; nuclear export signal receptor activity. The record is from RefSeq and is a predicted model, not a curated record. The transcript has 3 exons. Gene Ontology annotation, cellular component: cytosol; nuclear envelope. Lineage: Eukaryota; Fungi; Ascomycota; Dothideomycetes; Mycosphaerellales; Mycosphaerellaceae. Gene Ontology annotation, biological process: protein import into nucleus; protein export from nucleus. Bases 53 to 2944 code for a protein of 963 amino acids.